Messenger RNA from Monopterus albus (swamp eel), 6340 nucleotides. Its product is annotated as protocadherin alpha-C2-like. NCBI's taxonomy places the organism in Eukaryota, Metazoa, Chordata, Actinopteri, Synbranchiformes, Synbranchidae. Gene Ontology annotation, cellular component: plasma membrane. Gene Ontology annotation, biological process: homophilic cell-cell adhesion. The transcript is spliced from 4 exons. Bases 563 to 3580 code for a protein of 1005 amino acids. The record is from RefSeq and is a predicted model, not a curated record. Gene Ontology annotation, molecular function: calcium ion binding.
UCAUUUUCCCACCGCACAGUGAAAGGGCGGUGGCACUGUUUUAAAAAAAAUGAAGAGGGAAAGCGAUUGUGUCGAAUUCAUUUCCCCCAAAUCAGUGAUCGGGUGACACUGGCCGCUACGGUGUCCUGUUUUGUAGAUAAAUAGUAAACUGUCAGAGAUUUCGUCUUUUUGGGGGGUUGUUUUUAUUAGAUUGUGCUCCAUCAUUUUAUCGGAGGUACUGAAAUGCAGCCAGCCUCGUUUGAGCGAGUGGCGCCCCCUCCCCUUUCGCCCACAGACACCAUCACCAGAGCAGCUGAGAGAGAAAAAGAGAGACCAAUAGGCAGCACCAGUGAAUGGAACCAGCGGAGGAGAGAGAAAUGUACAAACAUCAUCCAGACAGACAAAGGAAAACAUGGAUUCACAGGGGGAAAUGUCCUUGAAACAGGUAGCAGCGAGUGUGCGUUGGUCGUCCUGCACAUAGUCGGACUAUUCCAGUGUUUUUCAUGAGGCAGGUGGGGACAAAUAGCAAACUGAAAAGGCGGAAAGAUUUCUCCAUUCCGUCUGCAAAUUCUGCCCACCUGCGAUGGCUGUGACGGCGCGAUGCUGUUACAGUGUAAUGGAGAAUGUGCCCUUUUCCUUAUAUUUGGUUAUUUUCGUAGCCAGUGGCCUUACUAAUGCACAAAUUCGAUACUCCAUUCCGGAGGAGCUGGAGAACGGGGCAAUGGUCGGUGAUAUUGUCCAGGAUUUGGGUCUGGACCUGAGAAAACUUUCCACCCGGCGCAUCAGAAUCACAUCGGACAGUGGACGGAGAUAUUUCACCAUCAAUCACAAAACUGGAAAGCUGGUGGUGAGUGACCGUAUUGACCGAGAGACAGUUUGUGAAUUCAGUGGUACCUGUUCACUUAACCUGGAGGUGGUAUUAGAUAAUCCAUUUGAGCAGCACAACGUGGAGGUUGAGAUUUUGGACGUAAACGAUAACGCACCACAGUUCCCUCGAGACGAAUAUCAGCUUGAGGUGUCAGAGUCUGCUCUGACCGGGUCGCGGUUCCAAAUCGAGGGAGCUCAGGACGUAGAUGAUGGCUCAAACUCGGUGAAGCAGUACCGACUCAGCCCAAACGACCACCUCACUCUGGACUCCAUUAAGCUUUUUUCCAAGCACAUCGAGCUCAUUCUCAAAAAGCCCUUUGACCGCGAGCAGAUGCCCUCUCAUCACUUCACCCUGACAGCAAUGGAUGGAGGCAUCCCGCAGCGAACUGGCACUGCCAAAAUCAAUGUGCGUAUCAUUGAUGCCAAUGACAAUGUGCCUGCUUUUGACAGCUCCGUGUACAAAGUAAAACUGUUUGAAAACUCUCCAAAGGGCGCACUUGUGAUCAAAUUAAAUGCAACAGACCCUGACGAGGGCUCAAAUGGAGAGGUCUUUUACUCCUUCAGCAGUUACACGCCAGAGAGAGUCAGACAGAUGUUUUCCAUGGACACAGACACAGGAGAAAUUCGAGUGAAAAACAAUAUUGAUUAUGAGGAGACAAACUCAUAUGAAAUGUAUAUACAGGCUAUGGACAGAGGUCCAGCUUCUGUGGCAGUGCACUGUAAAGUAGUUGUAGAAGUUUUGGAUGUCAACGACAACAUUCCUGAGAUUGUUCUCUCUUCACUCUCCAGCCCGGUACGUGAAGAUGCUCGGGCUGACACAGUUGUAGCAUUGAUCAGUGUGAAUGACCGUGACUAUGGACCAAACAAACAAGUAACCUUGGAGAUCAUGCCUCAUUUGCCUUUUAAGAUCAAGUCCUUCCGAAACCAAUACACUAUUGUUACAUCUGCUUUCCUGGACAGAGAAUCCAUCUCCUCUUACAAUGUCACCAUCAGUGCUGUAGAUGGAGGCACCCCACCCUUGUCAUCUCAGAUGACCUUUAAAGUGGAUGUUGCAGAUGUAAAUGACAGCCCACCUCGUUUUGAGCAGACAUCAUAUACGGUUUAUAUCCCAGAGAACAAUGCCCCUGGUGCAUCUCUGGUUAUUGUUAAGGCAAGAGACUCUGACGUUGGAGAAAAUGCACGUAUUACCUAUAGUGUACUCUAUGACAACAACCCUGAUGUCCCUGUAGCCAGCUACGUCAGUGUCAAACCAGCUACAGGUGAGGCCUAUGCCCUGCGAGCCUUCGACUUUGAGAAGCUAAGAGAGUUUCACUUUCAGAUUAAAGCCCAGGAUAAUGGUGUACCUCCACGCAGCAAUGUGGCCACAGUGUAUGUUUACAUUAUUGAUCAGAAUGACCAUGCACCCAGGAUAGUUUACCCACCUGCCAACGGGAGCCGCGCCACAGAGACGCUGAUGAAAAAUGCUGAAGCAGGAGUGUUGGUUAGCAAGGUGACAGCGUGGGAUGGUGAUGCAGGGCAGAAUGCUUGGCUGUUCUAUUCCCUGGAGCAGAGCAACACAGACGUUGACCUGUUCAAGGUGCAUGAGUAUACAGGUGAGAUCCGUACCACAAGACGUGUCACUGAGGACAACUCCACCUCCUUUGUUUUGGCUGUUGUGGUGCAUGAUAAUGGUCUACUGCCACUCUCCUCUACUGCUACCAUCCAUGUGAACGUGAUGGAGCUGCCACCUAAGUUGGCUCCUGACCCCAAGCGUAUUAUCAGGCCUAACAGCCCCUUAAUGUUUUCCAAGGUCACCAUCUACCUCAUCAUUGCACUGAGUGCCACAACCUUUGUGUUUCUUGUCACCGUCUUCGUGCUGGCUAUUGUGCGCUGCCAUGCCUACUGCACCCAGCCUGGCUCCUGCUCCCCAUGUUGUGUAUCUAAGAAGGGUGUGCCAGAGGGUGGCACCUCAGCAGGUGGAGGUGCAGGUAGAGGGAGACCUGCAGCUGGAGGAGGUAACAGUGGAGGUGGAGGACAGCCAAACCAAAAUGUGGCCCAGCGCCGUGACCUCAAAGUGGAACCGCAUUAUAUAGAAGUGCGAGGAAAUGGGUCUUUUACCAAAACUUACUGUUACAAGACAUGCCUGACCGCUACGUCAGGGAGUGACACGUUUAUGUUCUACAACACCGGGCGACCGCACAGUGGCACCUGGGGCUCAGGCUACGUCACCAGCCACAGCGGACAGAGCCAAAUAUUUGUACGGCGUCUCAGUAUGCCAGACUCAACUGCCAUUCAGCCCAAGGCACCGAAUUCAGACUGGAGAUAUUCAGCCUCCCUGAGAGCAGGAGGUGUAAUGCAAAGUUCAGUGCACAUGGAGGAGUCCUCAGUAAUGCAAGGAGCCCAGGGGGUCCUGGUUCAGAACUGGCCCACUGCAUCCAGUGCCGCUGAUGGUGAAGGGGGAGAGGUGUCCCCACCAAUGGGUGCAGGCGUAGACAGUAACAGCUGGCACUUUCGCUAUGGCCCCGGAGGUCCCGGUGCACCCCCACAACACCUGAAACCCGGUGAGGUCCCCCCAGAAGCCUUCAUUAUCCCUGGAUCCCCCGCAAUAAUAUCCAUUAGACAGAACCAAGGAGGAGAGGACGACAAGAGCGAUUUCAUUACCUUUGGAAAGAAAGAGGAAGCCAAAAAGAAAAAGAAGAAGAAGAAGGAGAAGAAAGACAAGAAGGAUAAGGGCAAGGAUGAUGGAGAUGAGUAGAGGAGCAGAAAGGGAAAAUGGCAAAAAAGAAAAGGGCCAUGUUAAAACAGAGGUACCAACCAAAGUCCAGUGGGCAGGAAGAACAUGUGAAAACUGUUAUAGAUUUUUCAGCUUCAUUUGGUUACCUGUUUUCACUGAUAACAUUCUGAAGCGCCUUCUGUUAAAAACCUCGCCUUACCAGGAUUUAUUUUACCUUUAGGCCCUUGUUAAGGUAAACUAGUGGUCUUGCAUUGAGAAACAAAAAUUUCUUACACUAAUUUUCCAUUAAUGAAGGGCCACUCUUUGACCCAUUGGACAUGUUGGCACCUCUGUCUUACUCCCUCCCCAACUAUGAUAUGUAAACUAUUCUCUCCAAGAGAAGACAAAUACUUUGUACAAGAAUAACAAAAAGCGCUGUGCCAGCCAAGGAAGAGAAGACCGACAAAGAAGAUUGAGACAGAUGUAUGCAACCUGGAGCUGGACACACACGAUACUUGUAAAUAGCACAGGCGAGUGUCACUGAAGCUAAGGCCAACAUGAAACUGCUACAGAUUAUUCUGGUAAUUACCAACAGUGUUUCCUGAGAUAUCACUGAAACAACAUGCACACACACACACAUAUGUUCACACACUCAAACAUACAAACACAAAAACACAUACUUACUAUGAUAAAGUGGACGCAGAAAGCACAUGAGACCUAGAUGGAGGGAGUGAAAAUCAACUAUUAUCAAAGAAAUGUGCUUAAAACUAGAUGCUGCAAGCUUUUUGCCCUGCAGCUGCCUACAGUAUAUGCGGUCCACAUGUGUACAUCAACUGUCUCAGGAUGGAAGCAGCAUCCUUUGCGGCCACUCUGUAUUUGCUCACUGUGUUUCCAGGACACAGAGAGCUUCAUCUCAAGCCAGAAACCCUAAAAGCACCAGAAAGGUGGAGAGAUGGAGGGAUGGAAGAUAUUUCACAUCCUCCUGAGGAUCGCAGAGGGGAGAGUCCACCUGAGCUGGCUUGAGACUCCACUUUCAUUCAGUGGACUCUGAUGAAAACAUACAGAAUAUUAGGAGAGUCUUGAGACUUUGAUAACACCUUAUCUUCUCCCUCUGCUACAGCAAAAGCCUAACACUUUCUGCAUUGAAUGUUUGGUAGCAACUAGUCCUUGCCCUGAAACCUUGAGUUUACAACUGCACACCUGCUUGUAUUUGCCCCAAGCUACCACGAGCCAUCCUCUCCAUCCCCAGCUGCCUUUAACCCCACGAUCACCCAUUCUACUGACUGCCUCUUCAUGUGAUGAUGAAACUUGUGAACUUGUUCUGUUUUCAUUAUUAUUACAUUCUGACUUUUUUCUUUCUUCCUCAUAGUAUAAUCUUUUUGCGUGUCAUCCCCGUUUACCCUCACACACUGCCCCUAACCCCCGCUCUGACCCCCCCCUCAGGAUCAAUCCUGGGAAUGGCCUGCUCUGCACAUUGUGGUGUGCUGAGAGCAGCAUGGAGUAAUGUGGAUGAGGCCAGGGGGAGCCCAUUCGGGGGUCUCAGCUCUGAACACUUGUCUGAUGUCUCUCUAAGUGCAAAACGGUUCAGUGCUUUUAACUUGUGAAUACUACAAUACGCUGUUCAUUUCCUCUUUGUAGCCACUAAUGAGAGGGGACCAGGUGGGGUGAGGCAAAUUACAGGGAUGGAGGACUGGGAUAGAUGGGUGCGGUGGGCUGGCCCUACACCUCCAUGUGCAAGAGAAGAAAGUUUUUCUCCAAAUUGAUUGUUAAGGAUUGUUGAGUCACUUAUUAGCUUUUAUGUAUGCUGUAAAUGUAGGAUAGAUUUUUUAUAGAUUGCUUCUACAUUAGUAAUCGAAACCUGCUAAGAAUCUGGGCAUCUAGGGAUUCCAGUCCCACAGCUAUAUCGCAGAAAUACUUUCUCAGAAGGCUAUGAAAAGGGGGCACUCAAAUGCCUCAAGACCUGCUUCUGUUGGUUCCCCUCCUCUGCCUGUAACUCCUUGCCACAUCCCCAGAGUUUUGCGGCUCAGUAUGACGUCACUCCAUUAAGUGGCUGCUGCAUGUACUGCUCUAAGGAAACACAUACUAUAUAGAGAAAUAUAUAUAUAUAUAUAAAUAGAUAGAUGGCUAUGAUUUUAUUCUUUUGUAUUAUUUUCCUUCGUUACUUGCACAGGAGUUAUUUGUAUGUACUUCUGUCUCUGCCAAACAUCUAUGUACUACAAUCUUCAUGCUCCACAAAUGUUGUGUGGCAUCCACUAAACCUCUUUAGAUAAUUGUAAAUGCUAUAGUGUGAUACCUUUCAAUGCAAGUUUAUUUUUUUCUUUUACCAACUAUGAAUUUUGGUUUUGAGAACAAGCAAAGCAAAAAAAAAAAAGUAAAUAAAUAAGUAAAGAAAAAAAAAGACUGGCUUUGACAUGACGAUGUAACUAGCACUGUUACCUUGUAACUGAAAUAUGUAUGAUCUAUCACUUCCCUUUUACUCAAAAAAUAAAAAAAAUCACAGAAAAAAUAUUCCAGUGUAGAAAAACCGUAUAUGUAGUGUAUGCUUGUGUUUAGUGAUCGUUCAUGCUGUCAUUCUUUCCCGAUGUAUGGUGGUGAACUAUGGUUGCAUUGUGCUGUCCUAAAUGGAUCAGCCCAGAUCUGGUGUAAACCUUUUUUUUUUUUUGUACACUCAUUCAUCUACUGUGACAGUGAAGUAGUGAGUUUCAUUUAUUUUCUGACUUUUUCUUUAAUUUUACCUAAAUGGAUACAGUGGUAAUGUGUUUUGUUUAUAAAUCACCAAUAAAGUUUUCUUUCUUAAAAAUA